GCCGUCCUUGCGCAGUGAUGUCACGGUUCAAAGUAAACAGAGAGAGACUUCCUCUGAAAGGAUCCAGAGGAGAGGAGUUGCUGGGGAUGCUGAUCAAGGGAGUAGAUAGAAAAAUCGAGGGAGAGACACAGAGAAAGAGACAGAGAACAAUAUGGUGACGUUUCCCUGCUAAUGUUAGGGAGGAGACCAGUCCAUCCUGGGACAGUGGUGUGCUGAGGAGUUCUGGGUGUAAAAAAACAGGGAUGAGUGCUUGACAGGUCGGAGAAAGGACGAGAGAUAAGAGGAGGAAGACUGAGGAUUGACGAGGCCCCGUUGAGGACAGAGGUUAACCUGCGCUUCCCUGUUCUGAUCUCCUCAGAUUCAACAGAUUUGGGCCACCCAGGAGCGCCAUGGAGCUUAACAUUUCUGUGACAUCAUCACCUCGCAUCAACACUACAUUUUCCACAAUGCAUCUGUGUACAAGCAGCAGCAGUAGUAACAGCUCGGACACUGACACUGACACUGAGAAUUUCCCUUACAUGGCCAGUCUAGCCCACCUAGAUGAGGGUCUUUACAAUGACUACUACAGCCUGUGGAUUACCUUGGUGGUAGUCAACACCCUCAUCUUCCUGGUGGGCAUGGUCCUUAACACAGUGGCCUUAUAUGUUUUUUGCUUCCGCACCAAACCCAAGACCACCUCUGUCAUCUACACGAUCAAUCUAGCAGUCACGGACCUGCUGGUCAACCUCUCGCUGCCCACGCGCAUCAUGCUCUAUUACAGCGGGGGCAAGUGUAUCAACUGCUCCUACGUUCACAUCUUCAGCUACUUUGUCAACAUGUACUGCAGCAUCCUUUUCCUCACCAGCAUCUGCGUGGACCGCUACCUGGCGGUGGUGAGGCUGGAGGCAUCCCGCCGCUGGAGGAGCCCCACCGUGGCCAAGGCCGUGUGCGCCUCCAUCUGGGUGUUUGCCAUCGUGGUCACGUACUCCUUCCUCACGUCCGCCUUCCGCCACACGGGCUGCUGCCUCUCCAAACUCCUCUUCCUCACCGUCUUCGAGUUCUUCCUCCCGCUGGUGGUCAUCGUGGCGUUCACGGCGCGGGUCAUGUGCGCCCUGGCCGACCGGCGGCUCAUGCCGCAGAGCCGCGUCCGGCGGAUGCGGGCCGUGCAGCUGCUCAGCACCGUGCUGGUGAUCUUCACCGUGUGUUUCACGCCCUUCCACGUGAGGCAGGUGCUGGUGUACUUCUACCCCGACAUGCCGCACCGGGUCAUCGUCUACCACCUGACGGUCACCCUCAGCAGCCUGAACAGCUGCAUGGACCCCAUCGUGUACUGCUUCGUCACCAACAACUUCCAGGCCACCGUGAGAGGCUUCUGUCGGCGCGGCGCGGCCGAGGAGAGCAGCGGGGAGAUUAUCAGCAUGCAGAGGAGCUCCAAGGGCUCUGCAGGGGCAGUGACAGCCAUCGCUCACAGCGUGAUGAUGAUCGGCCUGGCCUCGUCGCCCCAGCUGGCCAGUAACCACGCGGUGUAGUGGAGGUGAUUUGGAAAGGAGACCGAUUGACUAUGCUUGCGGACUUAUUUGAAUAAAGUUGUUCUUUGUACAAGUGCUACAGUGAAAUGGGCACCAACCUCGCUGUGUAGCAGAGGUGGUUCUGAGCGACUGAGACUUGUGGAAAGAGUGGGUCCAAUGUCUGUGUUGAUGCCCUACGGGCUUUAGUGGACUCAUGUACAACAGACUUGCCACACUUUGCAAAAACUUUCAAAACAGCACAGUGACAGGACAACACAUAUUGAAAAUCACAAUCUAAUGUAUUAAGGAUAUCAACCUUACUGGGAAUAGUACAUAUACAAAUCGGAUGUGACUUGUUGUACUGUAUCACCUUAUUUAGAUCCAUGUUCUCCUGCAUAGCCAUGGCAAACGUGAACUAGGCCCAAUGAACUAAUUGUUGCAUCAUUCUUAUAGGCUUACAAGUCAUGGGGAACAUCUAGCCCACUGUCAGUACAAUGAACCCACUGUGGACUGUUCUUGCUUUACAGUUUGAUGUGCCAUUUACCAAAUAAUGCCUUAGCCUAUGCAUUACUCCUCUUGGCAACCACAAGAAAAGUUGACAGAGAA
Messenger RNA from Hypomesus transpacificus, 2093 nucleotides. It is a transcript of the gene gpr20, whose product is annotated as G protein-coupled receptor 20. The record is from RefSeq and is a predicted model, not a curated record. The transcript has 2 exons. Gene Ontology annotation, cellular component: membrane. Gene Ontology annotation, molecular function: G protein-coupled receptor activity. Lineage: Eukaryota; Metazoa; Chordata; Actinopteri; Osmeriformes; Osmeridae. The coding region runs from base 390 to 1508 and encodes 372 amino acids. Gene Ontology annotation, biological process: positive regulation of Rho protein signal transduction; phospholipase C-activating G protein-coupled receptor signaling pathway.